Scomber japonicus (chub mackerel) is the source of this 1416-nucleotide messenger RNA. Its product is annotated as zinc-binding protein A33-like. Gene Ontology annotation, molecular function: ubiquitin-protein transferase activity; zinc ion binding; protein binding. Bases 1 to 1416 code for a protein of 471 amino acids. The record is from RefSeq and is a predicted model, not a curated record. The transcript has a single exon. Gene Ontology annotation, biological process: protein ubiquitination. NCBI's taxonomy places the organism in Eukaryota, Metazoa, Chordata, Actinopteri, Scombriformes, Scombridae.
AUGGCUUCUUGGGUUUCUCGAACAGAGAUAGAUUUCUCUUGCUCAAUCUGUCAAGACAUCUUCAAAAAUCCUGUUGUGCUGUCAUGUAGCCACAGCUUCUGUAAAGACUGUCUGCAGCGCUGGUGGACCGAGAAACAAAUUCAUGAAUGUCCAGUCUGUAAAAGAAAAUCUUCUAAAAGUGAUCCACCUUCUAACUUGGUAUUAAAGAACCUGUGUGAAGCCUUCUUACAAGAACUUUCUCUACAAGAGAAAACUCCUGCAGAGUCUGAAGCUCUGUGCAGUCUGCACUCAGAGAAACUAAGGCUCUUCUGUCUGGACCAUCAGCAGCCUGCGUGUGUUGUCUGUCGAGAUUCAAAGGCACACACCAACCACAGAUUCAGACCUGUUGAUGAGGCUGCACUAGAUCACAAGGAGGAGCUCAGGAAAACUCUGAAGCCCUUACAGGACAAACUGGAGAAAUUUAAUCAAGUUAAAGUUAACUGGGAUCAAACAGCAGAGCACAUUAAGGAUCAGACCCAACAAACAGAGAGACAGAUAAGGGAGCAGUUUAAGAAGCUUAAUCAGUUUCUACAAAAGGAAGAAGAGUCCAGGAUCACUGCUCUGAGGAAGGAAGAGGAGCAGAAGAGGGAUAUGAUGAAGCAGAGGAUUGAUGCUCUGAGCAAAGAGAUAGCAGCUCUUUCAGAAAUAAUCACAGUCACAGAGAAGGAACUGAGAGCUGCAGACGUCUCAUUUCUGCACAACUACAAGGCUGCAUUGAACAGAGUCCAGCAGCACCCCCUGCUGGAUGAUCCACAGCUGGCAUCAGGAGCUCUGAUAGAUGUGGCCAAACACCUGGGCAACCUGACCUUCAACAUCUGGAACAAAAUGAAGGACAUGGUCUCUUCCUCUCCUGUGAUUCUGGAUCCAAACACUGCUAGUCCAAACCUCAUCGUAUCUGAAGAUCUGAGCAGUGUGAUGUAUAGGGAGGUAAAGAGAGAGCUUCCAAAAAACCCAGAGAGGUUUGAGGACUACGCCACAGUCCUGGGCUCUGAGGACUUAAAUUCUGGAACUCACAGCUGGGAUGUUGCAGUUAGUAAUGAAACAAACUGGGGAGUGGGUGUGAUAAAUGUUUCUGUCCCACGUACAGGAGAGCUUCUGAGUGGUUAUUGGGCGGUAUGGUUAAGUGAUGGUAAAUACAGAGCAUUCUCUCCAUCAUUCAUAGAUAAAGAACUGUCAGUAAAGAAGCCUCUCCAGAGGAUCAGAGUGCUUCUGGACUGGAACAGAGGAAAACUGUCAUUCUCUGAUCCUGACACUGACACACACAUUUACACCUUCACACACACUUUUACUGAGCGGGUGUUUCCCUUCGUUAGUACUCUGAAUCCAAAACCAUUGAAGAUAUUACCAGUGAAAGUCACUACAAAGUUAAAGAUGUAG